AUGUCCAGAUGUAACAUCUUGCCAUUCGUUUUCUACGUGUUCCUCUGGCUGGUCGAUCAGUCAUUCUUCCCGUCGUGUGAGGUCUUCCCGUCUCCGUCGCUGCCGAUCCGUGCAGCUUGUUGUUGUUUGGCCUCGAGACCGCUGCCGGAAAAUACAAAAAAUACAAAACUCAACUGGAAGCCCAUACAUGAUGAGGUUCCAGUCUACAAACCUAACUCAAUAGGUUUUUCGAUAUGUCAUAGUCGCGUGUGGGCAGUUGUCGCAUAUGGGCUUUUCCAGAAUCUACACCAACUGGACAGGAACUUGGAAGCGAUCAAGCCGCUAAGCCAUCGCCCCGAGUUCCGCCAGUUGAUGGUGGGCAGCCGUAGGAUAGAGAUAGCCUCUAAAGAUUUAGAAUUUCCGCUGUGCGACUUUUAUUGGGAGAUGGAACCUGCGGAGGAAGCAAAGUGUGGAGGUCUAUUUUCUGUCGCAUCCUUGUGCAAUGGAGCAGAGCUGUUCCACGUCAGUAAGCUUCUGAUUUCUGAGUCGGCUCCGCCUUGGUGCGCACUUAAACCUAGCUGCACUCGCAAGUGGCAGGUCAUCAACGGUCGAAGAGUUCAACACCUUGAAAACUUGGGGCGAGUGUCGACUCCGGCCAGCGAUCAGGUUGAUUGGCGAGGAGUGAUACUCAAAAGAGGAGGACACGGAUUUUAUCUGAGGCUGCGUUGCUACCUUACAGUAGCGCGCCAAUCGACGGGUGAUCAUCGCAGGCGGGAGCUGAUCGCUUUGGUUGGAAGAGAGGUGAUCUGUUCCUGGUUCUGGGGACUCUACAAAAUUGCUACGGAGUACAACCCUAAAGAUGUGCCCCUAAAUCGCAGUUCAGCUCGAGACGGGCUGGAUUCAACGAUUGUUUGUCGAAAGGCCUGCCGACAUUGUGGGCAGUAUAUGGUUUGGAGGCUGAUUGUUUCCCUUCAUAUCGAUUCAGCUAACACAGUCACUGAUGAGCGAUCAUGUAAAGAUUCUUGGCCCAGAGCCUCAUAUACCUCUUACCUCCUCCAGGGGCUGGCAUCACGGGAUAUCUUUCGUAUCAGUCUGGACCGCUUCACACGAAUUGAUUCGGAGAGAAGGCUUGGGCAGAACACAAUGCAAGAAAUUGAAAAGGGGAAUAUUUCUCAUCGAAGUGCUGGACGAGCAAUUGCGGGCGGAAUUUUCUCUCCAGAUUGUUUAAAUGCACGCAUUCUUACCGACUUGAGGUAUCUUAGUCUGUCAAGACCUUUUCCAGAUUCCACCUCUCAGAUUCCCACAAGUCAUAACUCCUACUCAUAUACGUUUAUCCUGGAUCUCGGCAGCGUGGUGCGUUUCGCUGAUCGGUUCUGCUGGACGAUCGUCAUGCGGCUCCUUUGCAGAGUCGGUGGCACCGGUGGACUCGAACACUAUACGACCAUGUUUAGUAACAAUCAGGGAAGGAAUGGAGCCGAAUAUUUCUCUGAGCAUUGGAUGGGAAGGUACUUCCAGUCAAUAGGUGUCGUGGCGAGCAUUGAGGCAUCAGUACGUAUCGAAGAAGUAAAAAACAUUGAACGGGCAACAAAGAAAGAUUGGAGCUGCGAAACAUGCAUCGCCUUGCCAUUGGGCCAGCAGGCCAUCUAUCCUGAUUGGAUGCCGACGAGGCGACCUCUGAGUUACACAUACCUCCCAAAAAAAAUUGCAAAUGAGAUCCACCUGCUCCUCGGCAUCGAUGUCCUGGUGGAGGUGUACGGAGUACCGGUAGAGCAUUGCCGCCAGGAUAGAGACUUGAACAAGUUGAACCGUUCCCCGGUUGAAGACGAUAAAGCUGCAAUUACCUCCGGUCAAUUUCUAGGCCGAGAGAGUCGCGUAGAGGAAAAAGAGUCGAGAUGUGGUCGUCGUCAGAGCGAGUCUACCCGAUAUCUACCUAGGGAUCAUGCCAGCUGGGAGUGGGCCAUGUGGGCAGGCUACGACACUGAACGCCUGCGACCUACCAAUCAAUCAAUCACAAUCAGCGUAAACAAAUAA
This is a messenger RNA of Drepanopeziza brunnea f. sp. 'multigermtubi' MB_m1, 2010 nucleotides long. Lineage: Eukaryota; Fungi; Ascomycota; Leotiomycetes; Helotiales; Drepanopezizaceae. The record is from RefSeq and is a predicted model, not a curated record.